This is a messenger RNA of Myripristis murdjan (pinecone soldierfish), 6936 nucleotides long. RefSeq names its product probable phospholipid-transporting ATPase IH. Gene Ontology annotation, cellular component: plasma membrane; recycling endosome; endoplasmic reticulum. NCBI's taxonomy places the organism in Eukaryota, Metazoa, Chordata, Actinopteri, Holocentriformes, Holocentridae. The record is from RefSeq and is a predicted model, not a curated record. The transcript has 30 exons. Gene Ontology annotation, molecular function: ATP hydrolysis activity; magnesium ion binding; ATPase-coupled intramembrane lipid carrier activity. The coding region runs from base 396 to 4001 and encodes 1201 amino acids. Gene Ontology annotation, biological process: phospholipid translocation.
GGCCACCUCUGUACGGCUGAGCGGGACACAGAGAGACUACAUGAAAGAAUAUUUUUUGUGCAAGAAUAGUACAGAAAUAAACACAGAGUAGCAUACAAGACGACCUAGAGGUUUGGUGAGUUGCAUGUGGUGAGAUUUCUCCGGAGAUGUAGCCACGGGCGUGAGUGUAGGUUGUUUUAUUUCCCCAGCUGCUGCAUGGCUCUUCCCAUGGAUGCCAUGAAAAUCAAAACAGCCGACUGAGAGACCGCUGCUUCUCACGAUCAUAGAUGGAGACACUGCGGUCGUGAGCGAUGGAUGCUGCUGAAAAGAGACACAUUAGGUAGCGUUUACGAGGAUCCAAGGAGAGCUGAACGUCUCGACUGCACAGUUUAGUUGCCACCGGGGCUGUCAAGAGGAUGGAUUUCAGCCUGCUCCGGAAUCUCAUCCGCAGAUACUGUGUGGGGGAGGAGAACUGGGUGGACAGUCGGACCAUAUACAUCGGGCAUAAAGAACCUCCUCCGGGAGCUGAGGCCUACAUCCCUCAGCGUUACCCCGACAACCGCAUCGUCUCGUCCAAGUACACCUUCUGGAACUUCAUUCCCAAGAACUUGUUUGAACAGUUCAGAAGAAUCGCUAACUUCUACUUCUUGGUCAUAUUUCUGGUCCAGCUUAUCAUCGACACCCCCACCAGCCCAGUCACGAGCGGACUGCCCCUCUUCUUCGUUAUCACCGUCACCGCCAUAAAACAGGGCUAUGAGGACUGGCUCAGACACAAGGCUGACUGCUCUAUAAAUGAGUGUCCAGUGGACGUGGUGCAGCAAGGGAAGGUGGUGAGGACGCAGAGUCACAAGCUACGGGUGGGGGACGUUGUCAUGGUGAGGGAGGAUGAGACGUUCCCCUGUGACCUCAUCUUCCUCUCCUCGAGCCGCCAUGAUGGGACCUGCUACGUCACCACCGCUAGCCUGGAUGGGGAGUCGAGUCACAAGACCUAUUAUGCUGUACCAGAUACCAUGGCCUUUACAACGGAGCAGGAGGUGGAUUCUCUACAUGCCACUAUUGAAUGUGAACAACCGCAGCCUGACCUCUACAAAUUUGUGGGACGCAUUAACAUUUACAAGGACAGAGAAGAGCCUGUGGCUAGGCCGCUGGGGGCUGAGAACCUGCUCCUCAGAGGAGCCACGCUGAAGAACACACAGCAUAUUUAUGCUGUUGCAAUCUACACCGGCAUGGAGACCAAGAUGGCACUUAACUACCAGUCCAAGUCUCAGAAGCGCUCUGCUGUAGAAAAGUCCAUGAACGCCUUUCUGAUCGUGUAUCUGUGCAUACUGAUCAGUAAAGCUGUGAUCAACACCGUUCUGAAGUACGCCUGGCAGUGGUCUCCUGACCGAGACGAGCCCUGGUACAACCACAGAACUGAGAUUGAGCGCCAACGUCAUGUGGUGAUCCGAGCGUUCACAGACUUCCUGGCCUUCAUGGUCUUGUUUAACUACAUUAUCCCCGUGUCGAUGUACGUGACGGUGGAGAUGCAGAAGUUCCUGGGCUCUUAUUUCAUCGCCUGGGACGAGGAGAUGUUUGACGAGGAGCUGGGAGAGGGAGCGCAGGUCAACACCUCUGAUCUAAAUGAAGAGCUGGGACAGGUGGAGUAUGUGUUUACUGAUAAGACGGGCACUCUCACUGAGAACAACAUGGAGUUUAUUGAGUGCUGUGUGGACGGCAACGUCUACAUCCCUCACGCCAUCUGCAACGGCCAGAUCCUCAGCGCCGCCUCCAGUAUAGACAUGAUCGAUUCCUCACCUGGAGGAUACCGGAGGGAGCAUGAGGACCUGUUCUUCCGGGCGCUGUGCCUGUGCCACACGGUGCAGGUGAAGGAGGAGGAGACGGUGGACGGCAUCAAGAGGGGCAUCCACCAGGGCAGACCCACCUCCUUCUACAUCUCCUCCUCCCCCGACGAGGUGGCGCUGGUCGAGGGCAUGAAGAGGUUGGGUUACACCUAUCUGAGACUGAAAGACAGCUACAUGGAGAUUCUCAACAAAGAUGAUGAGAUUGAGAGGUUCGAGCUGCUACAUGUGCUGAACUUUGACUCUGUCAGAAGGAGAAUGAGUGUCAUAGUCAAGUCAAGCUCAGGAGAGUACCUGCUGUUCUGUAAGGGAGCAGACUCAUCCAUCUUCCCGCGGGUGGUGUCUGGAAAGGUGGAGCAGGUGAAAGCCCGGGUGGAGCAGAACGCUGUGGAGGGGCUGCGGACUCUGUGCGUCGCCUAUCGGAGGCUGUCACCUUCAGAAUACGAGGAGGCGUGUCAUCUCCUGACCAAAGCCAAGCUGGCCCUGCAGGACAGGGAACAGAGGCUGGCUCAGGCCUAUGACAUCAUCGAGAGGGACUUUGUGCUUUUGGGGGCCACAGCCGUGGAGGACAGGCUCCAGGAGAAAGCUGCAGACACCAUUGAGUCACUCCACAAGGCUGGGAUGAAGGUGUGGGUCCUUACAGGGGACAAGAUGGAGACGGCGGCGGCUACAUGCUACGCGAGCAAGCUGUUCCGUCGCAGCACCCAGAUUCUGGAGCUGACCAAAAAACGGACAGAGGAGCAGAGUCUGCACGAUGUCCUGUUCGAGCUGAGCAGGACCGUUCUUAGACAACGCUCUAUUUCCGGGUUGUCAGUCGACUGCCUUGACUUUGGUCUGAUCAUUGAUGGGGCCACCCUGUCCGCAAUACUGAAGCCCAAUCAGGAAGGCUCUGGCAACUACCGUGAGAUCUUCCUAGAGAUCUGCCGCAAUUGUAGCGCUGUGCUCUGCUGUCGCAUGGCUCCACUGCAGAAGGCACAGGUUGUGAAGCUGAUCAAAGCCUCUAAAGAGCACCCCAUAACCCUGGCCAUCGGUGAUGGAGCCAACGAUGUCAGCAUGAUCCUGGAAGCACAUGUAGGCAUAGGCAUCAUGGGUAAAGAGGGCCGCCAGGCAGCGAGGAACAGCGACUAUGCCAUCCCAAAGUUCAAACACCUGAAGAAGAUGCUGCUCGUCCACGGCCAUUAUUACUACAUUCGCAUCGCUGAGCUUGUCCAGUACUUUUUCUACAAGAAUGUGUGCUUCAUCUUCCCGCAGUUCCUGUAUCAGUUCUUCUGCGGGUUCUCCCAGCAGCCUCUGUACGACACAGCGUAUUUGACGUUGUACAACAUCAGCUUCACCUCGCUCCCCAUCCUCCUCUACAGUCUGGUCGAACAGCACGUCACCAUGGAGACGCUCAAGAGGGAGCCCUCCUUGUACAGGGAUAUUGCGAAGAACUCCCUCCUCCGCUGGCCUGUCUUCCUGUACUGGACGUGCCUGGGUGUGUUCGACGCUGUUGUCUUCUUCUUUGGUGCCUACUUCCUGUUUGACAACACCACCUUCACCAGCAACGGCCAGCUUAUGACCACCAACACACAGAUGAUGUUUGGGAACUGGACCUUCGGGACUCUUGUCUUCACUGUGCUGGUGUUCACAGUCACGCUCAAGCUUGCCUUGGACACACACCACUGGACCUGGAUCAAUCACUUUGUCAUCUGGGGGUCGCUACUUUUCUACGUCAUUUUCUCACUGCUCUGGGGAGGCAUCAUUUGGCCCUUCCUGAACUACCAGAGGAUGUACUACGUGUUCAUGCAGAUGCUGUCCAGCGGCCCAGCCUGGCUCAGCAUCAUCCUGCUCAUUACAGUCAGCUUGCUGCCAGACGUCAUCAAGAAGGUCCUGUGCAGGGCCAUCUGUCCCACAGCCACCGAACGUGCACAGGACUGCAAGACGCUGGCGCAGGGUGGUGUGGCAGAGUUGACUCCACUGUCCUCUCGCCGAUCCUCCAAAGGCAGGAGUGCUGACUCCUCCCACCUCCUCCUUGGUGUUGCGGAGACCCUCUCGCUUCGUAGGUCUGAUCCACUUCCCCAGAAACUAUUGGCCCACUUGGCCGAAGGGGGAGGGGCAGACUUCUGCCCUCUCAGCCCCUACAUGCUCCGUCUCUCAGGGGCGGGAAUUGCCCACUACGCUCCUGGGCCAGAGACCUCCUUGUGAACACAAACACACUCUGAGACUAUGUGUAUGUGAAUUGUGUGAGCAUAUACUCAUAUCCCAAGAUGUGUGACCGAGAUCUGGAUCUCUGAAGCAUAAACAGUGCGAAAUGCAAACCAACUUGCUCACACACAAAAAGCAAAAGCAUGGAACCUCCUGAGUUCACCAUGUGCAUUUUCUGGGCCACGCCUGAUUGGACAUCCCUUUAGAUAUUGUUGCCCUGACCUCUCAUCCACUUUGGUAACAUCUUUGUUCCGUUUCUGUCCAGUACCAGUUUAAGUCUCGUCAAAGUUGAAAGGUCCUACCCCAACUCUGUGAAAUUACUUGAAAAAAUCUGCUGUCUAAGACUCUUAAACACAAGGGGAACCAUAUAUGAAUGUGCAUCGUUUCAUGCACUAUGGAACUGUCGUGUUUCAGUAUGUCAGUGGUUGGGCCUUUUUGCAGUCUUUUUCCUUCUUUUGUUUUCACUUUCUUUCUUGUUCCUCCAUUCAUCUUCUUUUGCUUCUCUGCAAAUGUUGUUGAGAACAUUUGUGUAUGUGGUCUGGCCAAGUAAGGGCGGCCUUCAGGCUAAGCCCCAUAGGUGUCCGAAUGCGUGCAUGUGCGUGUGUGUGGGUGCUUGUGUGCAUGCAUUUACUGUAUGUGUUGUUGUGACACACCUUUGCCUUACAGUUACCACACAGCAGCAGGCUAGGAGCCAAAGGAGAAAGGUGUAAUAGUAGAACUAACACUAGUGGUGUAUUAUAAGCCUUACACACACCCAUCAGCUGAAAAGAGGGAUAAGGAAAAGGUCCGAAGAGGGAUGUACAGUAUUCUAGCCACCCUGCCUUAAUUCAUAGAUUCCCAUUUUCAGUGGAUUCGGUUUAUAGGUCAGUUAAACAUGUUUAUAUGUAUGUGAAUGAUUAAGUGAGAUAUUCUGAGGAUAUAAAUAUAUUAAUGUUAGGUACAGUGUGCCCAUUUUUCUUCUUUCUCCUUUCUUUUGCCCUCCUUAUCAGCCAGUGAAGCAUGUAGGAUUUUUGUGCUGCAUGCUGAUCUAUUCUUCCCUUCGUUGUUCCUCAGCCUCCUUCUCCCGGAAAUCAUUUAUCAUGAACCAUGUCAUCCCCCACUGAACAAUGAGCACACUGUACCUACUGCCGCCACCUUUUGGCCGUGCAUGGUAACAGCAGCAGUGCUAAUAAUCAAGGGCAAACUGGAGUUAAAUGCAUUGCCCAGCAGUCCCAAGCUGAUUGGGUCUUUAUUUAUGGAUGUCCUAAAUGACUCGCUAUUUUUCACUGUUGCAUUGUGUUUAAUUUGUUUAAUGACUGUGUAUGCUUGCUGCCAUGCUCUGUUUUAUGCAAAAGUUUAUGUCUGGUCUCUUAAGAAUGCUGUUUUCUCUGUAUUGCAUUACGCCAUGAGUUUUUUCUACAUUGUUGACAUUGGAUGGAUGGAUGUAACAAAUACUUUUGCGAUGUAUUAUUGGGAUGGGAGGGGCGGGGGUGUGAAAGUCUAUUGGAGGUAGGAGGGAGACUUGAAUUGGCGGUGUCACAAUCAAAUCAUUAGAAUGUCGAACUGAUUUGUCCUUCAUGUCCUCCAGCUGAAGAUUGUAGCUUAAUAUGGAUGAACCUCUUUUCUACAUUUCUAACAUCUCAAGUCCUUUGUCCAAAGCUCAUCCGUUGCAUCACACAGCGAGUGACUUGGGAACUCUUGAAUGUCCAAUUCUGAAGCAUCUUUGUAUGUUUAUACGGUGUAUCUUCAUUGCCAACUGCAAACAUGUACAUAGAUUACAUGUCCAGUGUUGAGUUGUUGUUGUGUUUUCUUCUUUUUUACCGGGGCACAAAAGCUUUAUUGCUUCGGUUGGACUUGGUUGGAGGUCAGGAUUUGUUUUCCUUUGGUUUUUUGCUCACAACCAACAGGCCUAAAUGAUCAGUGUUUUGAUUUUGGGGCACAACGUCUGACCUCAGAGUUUAAUAGAAGGACUUUGGUGCUGGUUAUGCAGUGUUCCACCUCACUGUGCUGUCGCCAUACCGUUUGUUUGUCCAGAGCUAUUUUUAAGGUCAUGUAACAAGCCCACCACAAUAACAUUGUAAGGUCUAUUUUGUUAUCAUAAGGACAUAAUGGGGAAUUCAUUAUAGUCGAAGAGUUUAUAUUUUUUUGUCACACUUUGGUAGCUGGGGAGAAACCAUUGAUUUGUCACACAUUCUUGUUUACUUAUUCUUGUUGUCCAUCGGUGUUGAUUUUUUUCCCGUUAUUUUAUGUUUCUUUUUGUUUUGUUUUGUUUUGCUACUUUUGUAUCCCAGAGAGAAAACUAUAUUUUAACUCUAUUAGAAUGUGUGUUCAAGUUUGUAACCAAAAUGAGAACAAAAUACAUAAUAUGAAGACAUUAGAAAAUAACUAAUAACUCUACACACUGCACUUUGUCCUACAACAGCUUAGCUUAUCCCCUUAAAAAAAAAAAAAAAGGUCUAUUGUCCAUCUACUGAGGUUUAUAGGUGUUCACUCUUCCUCACAAGUUAUUUUUCUAAGAAGAUUGUAGUGGGCAAAAAAAAGAGUGUGACCAAAUAACUUGACUUGGAAUGAACUGUUUCUAUGUGUCAGUUGCUGUCUCAAAUGGGUUUAUCGCACCAGCCUUCUACUGCUGAUCAGAAUGUCAGACUGCUUUUCUAAGUCCCAUCAGCACAACAGCAGGUGCUCAUCUUGUCACUCCUGAGCUUGGCAAAGGUCUGAAACGUCUACUACUGUGCUCUCAAAAAGGCAGUGAACAGCACGCUUCAUCCCAUUACCUUCGGUACAGCACUGUUUGUAUUACUAAACAGGUUUUCAGAACGUUUCUUCUUCUUUCUUUCUUUUUGUAUGAAGAUUUUAAAAGAUGUUCACCUGUUGACUUUUUGCCAGCCUAUCUGUAGCGAAUGAGGGCAAAGCACUGUAUUGUCAUUCUGCUUGUAAUAAAGAAACAGUAAAAACA